Molecule: messenger RNA, 1146 nt
Organism: Thalassophryne amazonica
Lineage: Eukaryota; Metazoa; Chordata; Actinopteri; Batrachoidiformes; Batrachoididae
Product: mitochondrial glycine transporter A-like
Exons: 7
Coding region: 68-925 (285 amino acids)
Biological process (GO): glycine import into mitochondrion
Cellular component (GO): mitochondrial inner membrane; mitochondrion
Molecular function (GO): glycine transmembrane transporter activity
Source: RefSeq, a predicted model, not a curated record
GAGAUUUAUUGAAGUAAGAACAGAAGUUUAUUGAAGUAAGAACAGAAGUUUCAAUCUCUGAAGAAGUAUGGAACUGUCACUGGCUCACCCAGCUGUCAAAGCUUUUAUGUGCGGCUCCCUCAGUGGAACCUGCUCCACGCUGCUCUUCCAACCUCUGGACCUUGUUAAGACCCGUCUGCAGACGCUGCAGGGCAGCAUGCACCCUGGUUCCACCAGGGUGGGGAUGGUCACUGUGAUCCUGAGUGUGGUGCGGACAGACAGGCUGCUGGGACUGUGGAAAGGUGUUUCGCCGUCGUUUGUUCGCACCAUCCCGGGUGUGGGGCUCUACUUCAGCACCUUCUACACUCUGAAGCAGCACUUCUUCCAUGAGAGGAGCCCAGGAGCCGUGGAGGCUGUGCUGUUAGGAGGCGGGGCCAGAACCGUGGCAGGGGUCUUCAUGCUGCCCGUCACCGUGAUCAAGACUCGUUUUGAAUGCGGUAGGUACAGCUACGGGAGUGUGGUCGGAGCUCUGCGCUGUGUCCUUCAGGCUGAGGGUCCCAAAGCUCUGUACUCUGGCCUCAUGGCAACCCUCCUCAGAGACGUCCCCUUCUCUGGUAUCUACGUUAUGUUCUACAGCCAGAGCAAGGCGACAUUGCCACAUGAGCUCAGUGUGUCUGCUUACGCUCCUCUGGCCAACUUCAGCUGCGGGGUCUUGGCUGGCGUACUCGCCUCUCUCAUCACCCAACCUGCUGAUGUUGUCAAAACACACGUUCAAGUGAAUCCACAGCUGAGGAGCGCACAGGCCGUAGGACACAUCUUCAAGGAAUACGGCCUGCAGGGCUUCUUCAGAGGGGCGGUACCACGGUUACUGAGGAGAACCAUGAUGGCCGCCAUGGCGUGGACAGUGUACGAGCAGACGAUGACUCGACUCGGGCUCAAGUCCUGAAGAGGAAAAGUGAGAAGAAGAUGUGAACAACAAAGGAGUGAACAAGAAGCAGCGCUCCACUGGUGAUUUACUCAUGAGGUUGUCAUGGUGAUCUUUCACCAUAUUUGGUGUAAACUGCUGAGCAAAGAAGCUUCGACGUCCUGUCUAAAGCACUCGCACAUCAAACGUGUGAGAUGUGAAAUGUGUUUUGCUGGUUUAUUACAGGAACCUUUUUGUUAACC